UCACGGCUUUAAUCAGCUGCUCUUGGAUGUCAGUACAGCCUGCACCCACACAAGGCCUUUGCUAAUAGCACUGGACACUCGCGUUUCAGAGAUUUCAUAUCCUGUUAAAUUUUAUCGUAUUUCACUCGGGUAAAAGAGCAGACAUGGUUUCUGUUAAAUAUGCAAAUUAGCUGGUGCGUAACUUGUGAUAUCUUGAGGAAGCCUGGAGUGAUAACGCGGUACACUUGACAGGCGGCUCCGUUGACGCUCACGGGUUUCUUCAUCAUAUACGCCGAUUCGUGCAAUGGGGAGCCUCUGUCUUGCAAACAGCCGACAUUUUGUGCGACAGAUUUUUCCUGGUUUUCUAAGCAUGCUGAGCCGCCAGUACAGCCUGAAUAUUCCCGCCGAGCUGCUGCGGACUCAGGGCUUCAUCAAUGGCGGCUGGGUUUCGGCCUCGUCCUCGUUCCCCGUGCUGGAUCCAGCCACUGGACAAGAACUGGCCCAGGUCUCGGACUGUGGACCUCAGCAAGCUCAGGAAGCGGUUAGAGCCGCGUAUAAAGCUUUUCACUCAUGGAAAACUCAGACUGCAAAGGAAAGGAGCCUUCUGCUACGGAAAUGGUUUGAUUUGGUCAAUCAGAACAAGGAGGAUCUGGCCAAGCUUAUUACAGCAGAAUGUGGCAAGCCCAUGAAGGAAUCACUAGUUGAGAUUGCAUACUCUGCAUCUUUUCUUGAAUGGUUUUCUGAAGAAGCUCGCCGUGUCUACGGGGACAUCGUGGCACCAGCAGCCAAGGACCGCAAGAUACUUCUGCUUAAACAGCCAGUGGGCGUAGCCUCUAUAAUUACACCAUGGAACUUCCCCAGUGCCAUGAUCACCAGAAAGGUGGGAGCGGCCUUGGCGGUCGGCUGUACUGUAGUGGUGAAGCCAGCUGAAGACACGCCCCUUUCUGCUCUAGCACUUGCUGAGCUAGCAGCACAGGCCGGAAUCCCUCCUGGAGUGUUUAAUGUGGUACCCUGCUCCAGGGAGAAGGCCCCUUCUGUUGGCGAAAUCCUCUGCACUGACCCUCUGGUGGCUAAAAUCUCAUUCACUGGCUCCACUGCCACUGGCAAGAUACUGCUGAAGCAUGCUGCAGAAACCGUAAAGAAAGUGUCAAUGGAACUGGGUGGACACGCUCCCUUCAUCGUCUUUGACAGUGCAGAUGUGGACAAAGCUGUAGCCGGGGCAAUGGCCUCCAAGUUUAGAAACUCAGGCCAAACCUGCAUAUGCUCCAACCGCUUCCUGGUGCAAAGUGGGAUCCAUGAUGUGUUUAUUGAGAAACUGGGGAAAGCCAUGGAUGCAGAGCUGCGCAUGGGCCAUGGGUUUGAUCCGGCAACCACACAGGGGCCUCUUAUCAACAGCCGUGCUGCUGAGAAGGUGGCACAUCAGAUCACAGAUGCUGUUUCCCAUGGGGCUGUAGUACUGAAAGGUGGGAAGAGACUUGAGGGAUCUUUCAUGCAGCCUACACUGCUGUCCAAUGUCACAAGUGACAUGCUCUGUAUGCAAGAGGAGACUUUUGGUCCUCUGAUACCAGUUCUCAGAUUCAACACAGAAGAGGAGGCUCUUGCCAUUUCUAAUGCAUCGUCGGUUGGAUUAGCAGGCUAUUUUUACUCUCAGGACCUGAGUCAGAUCUGGCGCGUGGCUGAGCAGUUGGAGGUGGGAAUGGUUGGGGUAAACGAGGCUCUUCUCUCUACACCAGAAGCCGCUUUUGGUGGGGUUAAACAAUCAGGCCUGGGCAGAGAGGGCUCUAAAUAUGGCAUUGAUGAAUAUCUGGAAGUGAAGUACAUGUGUUUUGGUGGGCUUAAUAUCUAAGCGUGGUUCUGCUCAUUUUUGUUCUUGCUGAAUAAAAGGCAAUAAUGAAAGCACAUCACUUAGAUCACUGUGACUCAAACCAUUAGUUGUGUUCAGAAUAAAAUAAAUGGGGAUUACUAGGAUGUGUCAAGUGAAAAGCACCUUUUUGAAACAGGACAUUAACGUACAAAUUUUCCUUCGUAUAUGUUUAUGAUCUUUCUGCUAAUAACAAAUAGGAAGAAAAAUACUUUUUAGCACAAUGUAUGAUGAAAACACAUCCGCAGUACUGAUCUCACUUCGUCCUCUUAAUAUUCACCAAGUAAACUGCAUUGGAUUGUAUAUGUUCCGAGCCUAAAUACAUAGUUUCAUACAUUCCUCUUUUUUGAAUCCCUGAUGAGGUUUACUUAACAGUGAAAAGGCACAAGACAUGUUGAGAAUUUUAUAAAAAUAUGGAUAAUCUUCCUAUUAAAUGUACAAGUUAAAAUCAUUGUUAAAUGGUGUUUCUGCAGUUGUAUGGCUAAUAGUCUUGUGAACAAUUGUUAUUAAGGGUUUUAUUUUCGUAAAAUUGUUUACUACCUUUUGAUAAAAAAAAAAGGCUAACAGCGAUGAACUAAUAUAUAUAAGAAAAAAUAUAAUAUUUAUGGUCUGAGAAAUAUUGUGUUGUCAAAAAUUCUUAAAGUGCCGUGGAUCUGUGAAGUGUUUUGUGCCUUUUUUCUUUAAAUGUGAUUUGCUGUAUUAAUAUAUCUCUACAUGUUGUCCAUAAAUGAAAAAGUGUCAUGUGAUUCUCACAAAUCAGAAUCCUUUGUCAGGUGAAAAGAAUAUGGCGGUCGGACUGCAAACAAAAAACGACAUGAAAAAUAAACCCGAUUUUAACAGUA
Hemibagrus wyckioides is the source of this 2682-nucleotide messenger RNA. It is a transcript of the gene aldh5a1, whose product is annotated as aldehyde dehydrogenase 5 family, member A1 (succinate-semialdehyde dehydrogenase). Bases 284 to 1825 code for a protein of 513 amino acids. Lineage: Eukaryota; Metazoa; Chordata; Actinopteri; Siluriformes; Bagridae. The record is from RefSeq and is a predicted model, not a curated record. The transcript is spliced from 10 exons. Gene Ontology annotation, biological process: GABA catabolic process. Gene Ontology annotation, molecular function: succinate-semialdehyde dehydrogenase (NAD+) activity.